UUCCAUUCUUUCGUUUCCCCCAAGAGAAAGAGAAUUCCGAACAGCAAAAAGAAACCUGCUUUUUUUCUCUUUUGCAUGUGUUAAAUCCCUGACUCUAUAAAUCUCCCACUCUUCAUCAUUUGUCUUCAUCAUCUGAAAUCCCGCAAUGGCCAGCCCACACCAUAACUUGUCCCAAACCCUUGACAAUUCCACCGCUUCCCCCGCUAAAACACAAUCCUCAUCCUCUUCUUCCAAUGUCGUUGGCGUGCAUUAUCGUGUUGGAAAGCGGAUAGGAGAAGGUUCAUUUGGUAUAAUUUACGAAGGAACUAAUCUGUUAAACAACCAACAAGUGGCUAUCAAGUUUGAACCGAGAAAGAGUGAUGCUCCACAAUUACGAGAUGAAUACAGAGCGUACAAGAUCUUGUCUGGCACCCCCGGCAUACCCAAUGCUUAUUACUUUGGUCAAGAAGGUCUUCACAAUAUUCUGGUCAUUGAUCUCCUGGGUCCAAGCUUGGAAGAUAUGUUUGAUAUGUGCGGCCGCAAGUUUUCCAUUAAAACCGUCGCUAUGCUGGCUAAACACAUGUUGACUCGUGUUCAGUCCAUUCACGACCAUAAUCUCAUUUACCGCGAUAUUAAGCCAGACAACUUUUUGAUCGGCAAACCAGGCACUAAAACCGCUAACAAUGUAUUCCUGGUCGACUUUGGUAUGGCCAAGCAAUACAGAGACCCUAAAACAAAGCAGCAUAUUCCUUAUAGAGAACGCAAGAGUCUUUCCGGAACUGCUCGCUAUAUGAGUAUCAAUACCCAUCUUGGACGAGAGCAAUCUCGACGUGAUGACUUGGAAGCAUUGGGCCAUGUCUUCAUGUACUUUUUACGUGGAUCCCUCCCUUGGCAAGGCUUGAAAGCCGCUACCAACAAGCAAAAGUAUGAAAAGAUUGGUGAUAAAAAGCAAAGUACGGUCAUUAAGGAUCUGUGUGAUGGAUUCCCAGAAGAAUUUGGCAUUUACUUGCAAUAUGUCCGCAAAUUGGGCUUUGAGGAAACCCCCGACUACGACUUCUUGCGUGAAUUGUUUACCAAGGCACUCAAGACAUCAGGAGAAACAGAAGACGGCGUUUACGACUGGAUGCUGUUGAAUGAUGGAAAGGGUUGGGAGUCCAUGAGUAAGCAGGCUGCACGACGAGCUGCUACCCAACAACCCCAUUUGCAAAAGAAACAAACCGCUCAUGAUAAACAUGCACCUGCAAAACAUCUCACCAACAACUAUGAUCACCCUGCAGGCGAUGGUCUUCAGAAUGAUACCCGGGCUCAUAAGCCAAUAACCAAGAAGCGAAGCUUCAUGCAAAAGCUUUUUGUUUGUGGUGCUUAAAAAACCCCCCACUAUUUUCCAAACUAUCACCCUACCUUACCUCCAUCCCUUCGCACGCGCACCCUCAUUCUUACCUGAACGAACCUCCCUCCUUUUUUCCCGAGCGAUUCUUUUCCACACACUUCUUUUUCUCUGCAGUCCUUUUUCUUUCUUUGUAUUCACGCUCGCUAUGCCAUGUUUCAUGCUCUGCUUGCUUUCAAUUAAUUUGACAUACCACCCACUUCGUACAUGCUCUUGACCGUGGAAUUUGUCUUUCACAAAUGCUCUAUGCUGAAUCGAUCUUGUUUCUAACCCUUGUUGUCGCUAUUUUUCUUCUGUCUCUUUAAAUUGAAUUCACAUUGCAUAAUAGAAUUUCAAUAAAAUCAUUCGCAAGCUAAGUCCACCCCCUUCCCCCGCGAG
Messenger RNA from Umbelopsis ramanniana AG, 1744 nucleotides. RefSeq lists its product as uncharacterized. NCBI's taxonomy places the organism in Eukaryota, Fungi, Mucoromycota, Umbelopsidomycetes, Umbelopsidales, Umbelopsidaceae. Gene Ontology annotation, molecular function: ATP binding; protein serine/threonine kinase activity. Gene Ontology annotation, cellular component: nucleus; cytoplasm. The transcript is spliced from 6 exons. Gene Ontology annotation, biological process: signal transduction; endocytosis; peptidyl-serine phosphorylation. Bases 146 to 1345 code for a protein of 399 amino acids. The record is from RefSeq and is a predicted model, not a curated record.